GAAAAAGAGGGAUACAUAUGGAGACCAGUCAGAUGAAGAGGAAGAGGGAUGCAAGGGAAGCGGCGGCUGGAAGAAGGGAAGAGGAUGUCGACAACAGAUCCCUGUAUAUCUGUGCUGCCGAGGAAUACGGUGACUGGUUUUCUCGAUACCGUGUUCAGGCAAUCAAAUUGAGCGACUUGUUCUCCUUUCCCGAUACCAUUAACCCCAUCACCAUAUAUCCUGCCGGAUCUAAAUCCAAGGACAACAGCAGCGUGCUACGAGAAGUUGCUCUUCUAGACGGGGGAGAUGACGUCCCCUACGCUAUGGGGUUUUGUGUCUGUGGCUCUCAAAUUACUCUUGCCGGCGGCUGGUUUCUGAGUCCCGAUCCCAAGAUUUGCUUUGCUCCUAAACCAUCAUAUGUUUUGGAUACUACUGCUUCAGAGCCCAGGUUCGUCAUCAGCUCUAAGAUUCCGGGCUUGGAACGAGUCCGGAUGCCUCUUCCUUGGCUGCGGGAGAUCGAGGGAAACCUAUAUGCUCUCUCAGCAGAAAAUUUUGCGGCAUUUCACCUCAAAACCAAGAAAUGGUAUCGUCUCAAGUCUCUUCCAUUUCCGUGUGAACAUUUCUCAUUUUCAGUUUUCGGCAGCAUGAUCUUUGCCACGCACACGGAAUCGUGCAUUACAUACUGCUAUAACUUAAAAUGGUCUAAAUUUGAAUGGACUGAAAUUGGAGAUUUGUUCCGAUUUGAGGGAGCUCGCAACUACCACGACAACACUUUAGUUUUAGACACGGAGGAUGACUCUGAGAAGCUGAUGUUUAUUUUUGGUUAUUCUAAAAUACUAGUUCACCGCAUCCUGCUGCACGGCGGCGGAAGAGUACCUUCUGAGUUUGAACUUGUAGCUUCCAUAGAUUUGCCCGAGUUCCCUUGUUUGUCUGAGUGUGAUGAUGAUCUAUCGUCAUACUCUUCUGCCCAUCUUGGAGAUCGAAAAGUUUGCUUCUCAUUAUUGUAUUGGAAUGCGGCUCAAGUCCGAUGUCUUCUUGUCUUGCCUCUCGAAUUUGCCUAUUCAAAGUCUGGUGCCGAUUUCAGCAGUACUAGUGAUCAAAGUUAUCUGAGAUGUACCUGUUUUCGUGAAUCAUUCGCUGCAAAAGCCCUGGGUUAUCACCUGUUCAAAUACGACUACACUGAGGAUGAAUCUUAUUUCAGAACUUCCCAUUUGGGUGGUUGCUUUGUGCUGUAAGUCCAUCACUUGAGGGGAAUAAUGUCAAUUUAGGUAUACAAUUUAUAAUUCAUAUUGUUUCAUUAUUUCAUUUUACAUGUCUAAUAGCUAUAGGGUAAGUUUGUUUGGUAAAAAUAGUGUUUUGAACUGCAUUCAAUGUUAGGAAGCUUGUUGAUGGAACAAAGGCUGUCUGUAAUUUUUGUUGUUAGUUAUAUGGGCAUAGAGCCAUGGACCAUAUUGGUGUGGAGUGUGUCUCGUGCCGUAGUCUAUGAGGUUAUGAUUAAAGAGAACAAACUUGCUCUGUAAUUUCAUUUAAAUGAUAUUAG
This is a messenger RNA of Fragaria vesca subsp. vesca, 1519 nucleotides long. RefSeq lists its product as uncharacterized. The transcript has 2 exons. The record is from RefSeq and is a predicted model, not a curated record. Gene Ontology annotation, molecular function: protein binding. Lineage: Eukaryota; Viridiplantae; Streptophyta; Magnoliopsida; Rosales; Rosaceae. The coding region runs from base 18 to 1214 and encodes 398 amino acids.